Molecule: messenger RNA, 1272 nt
Organism: Aureobasidium namibiae CBS 147.97
Lineage: Eukaryota; Fungi; Ascomycota; Dothideomycetes; Dothideales; Saccotheciaceae
Exons: 5
Coding region: 1-1272 (423 amino acids)
Source: RefSeq, a predicted model, not a curated record
AUGAAUAGUGAGCCCCAGCACAUGCCUCAUGCAGUGCUCGCUGCGGCUAUUCCAGUGUUGAUAUAUUCCUUCUUUUGUCUUUCUCUUGGAGUGCUACUCGUGAUUGUCUUACAUAGAACCAGGGAUGGGUUUAAUUAUGUUACGUUAUUUGCUCUUGCGACAACAUGCACCACUAUAGUUUCCAUCAUCCAACAAUGCAACUACAUGGCCAACUGGCAUGACUUGAGAAUCCAACAGUAUGAGCAGUCCAUCAUCGUCAAAGGCAACCCGGCGCUUGCACUGGGACCAUUGAGCAGAGGCUUCAAUGCUGUUUUGUUCUGGACGAUAUUAUACUUCUACAAUGUCGACUCAAUCACCAUGCUCUUCUGGGCAAUCGCAUUGGUAUUCAGUGUCUGGAACAUCCGACCAAGAUGGCUCCAACGAUGGCAGAGCACUAUCAGCUGGACGUCCAAAAUCUUAGCAGUAGUUCUGCCUGCUAUUUUCUCCGCGCUGCGAAAAGGAUUUCAGGUCAAUGCUGGCUUCAUCGGUACCUUGAUCUUGAUGAAUCUAUUGAUGCUUGUGAGCUUCGCUUUUGGCGCAGUCUGUGUCAUUCUUAUCCUCUUCAAAUAUUUGCGAGCCAAGAUAGGAUUUGACAGCUACGCAUCAGCAUCGGCAUCCAAAUCGUACGCGGCUGGCAGUGUAGCGGCGAUUGAGAGCACGACCGGUCGGGUGGGACGCUCGGCAGCAAGAGGACUCAGAGCGCGAGUUGACGGAUGGCUUGUGGUGCGAUUCAGCAUUGCCUUCCUCAUUCUGAGUGGCUUCGAAAUCUUCCUCAUCUCCUUCGAGAUAAACAGAUACCACAAGACGAAAAGUGCAAAAAUCGCUGGAGCACCCGACUUUGGCGUCCGCGCUUCUGUAGUCGACGUCUUGAACUAUCUGCCUGGUGUCACUGCUAGUUUACUCGCCUUCCUGCUGUUUGGGACUACAGCUCAACAGCGCGCCAUGUAUGCCCCUAUGCUGGCUGCUCUGCACCCAGCCCGAUGGCGCAGCCGACCACAGUCAGCGAGAUUCAGUGGUAAUGUGGAUCAAUGGACGCGUAUGGAUACCGGUGUAUCGCAGCAAGCGCAUGGAGAUAUUGAGAUGCAAUUGCCGACGAGGAAGGAUAAGGUUACGAGGACUGUUGUUACGACUGUGGAGAGGGAGGAGGGUGUUUUGUUUUCCCCGCCGCCGAUACCGAUGGAGUUCAGGGAUCACGACAUGAAUGAUCGUGACGGUAGGAGAUUGACAAGAUGA